Messenger RNA from Menidia menidia (Atlantic silverside), 2920 nucleotides. The record is from the annotation of a GenBank genome assembly. Lineage: Eukaryota; Metazoa; Chordata; Actinopteri; Atheriniformes; Atherinopsidae.
CUCCGCGCACCCGGCGCUCCAGCGGGACAGUCCCACUCCUCCGGCGGCUCACACGGAUCACCCAAACCCGAAUCCUACAUCUAAUGGGAAAAUAAUUCAACUGGAAUUUUUUUUUUCCUCUAAUUUUUUUUGUAUGUGUGUGUUUAUAUGUGUGUGCGUGUUCUGCGUUCCUCUUUCCCGAGAUGGUUCCGAAGUUCGACCACAGAACCAUUUGCAGCUGGACAUGGACCUAUUUCUGAGCUGAUGUUGACAAAACCCCAAGCCUAAAGCAAGUCAGGCAAUCUAACCACAUUCCAACAGCAUCGACUGCAUCCCCAAACACGACUGUGCAGCGCUCUCGUCAAUUUGAGCCUGUUUAAUUUAGCUAACUAUGCAAAAUAACAAGCUACAAAGAGAGGGACUGAAUCAGACUUGCACAUGAUAAAUAAACGUGACACUCCAGUGAAUUAUUUGGCACAGCAGACCCGGAGUUCAACUUUCCAUCCACAGAAAUAACACAUUCUCACAAUCUUGGGAGAACCUUUGCCGGCUGUUUUCCAGCUCCAAACUCUGGAUUUCACCAUUGUUUAAAUUGAUCGCCCAGAUUUGAUUUUUUGGUGAAAUCAAAGGCAACUGCAGGAAAACACUUGAUUGAUAUUAAAGUGUUAUUCAGUGAUUCCUCUGUUGCGAUCAUGAAUCUUCAGGAAAAGCUGUCAGGCCUUAAAGGUCUGGUCACUCACUCCCACAGUAAGCGUCGCCAUAAAGGCGACCUCACGGUGGACAUGAUAAGCCCCCCUUUGGGUGACUUCCGCCACACCAUGCACGUUGGCCGGGGUGGGGAUGUGUUUGGGGACACGUCCUUCCUCAGCAACCACGGAGGGACGGCCAACGGGAACAACGCGGAGACGGAUUCCGUUUCCUCGCCCGACAACAAGAUAGGAGCGUUUUUCUCCAAGACGCUUCGGCAGAUCAGGAGAGGCUCUGACCAUCGACCCAGAGAGGGCUCAAAGGAUCUGUCCCCACCGCCUCCAGCCGUUUCCCCGAUCAUCAAAAAUGCCAUCUCUCUCCCACGGCUUGAUGUGGACAUGCCUAAUGGGAGUCCCACCACCAAAGUGCUCUUUCCCAGUUCUCAGAGCACACCAGAAGACAUGAAAAGCUCUUAUGGUCUGGAGUCCGGAUUCGUCACUUUGCCUCGCCUCUCGCGCUCUGAGCGUCAGCAGCCGUCUAUCUCCAUCCCCACCCCCUGCUCCAUGAACAUUCACCGUGGGUCUCUGACCGACCCCACCGAGGCCAUCUUGUCCACCUGCUCCGCCUCGGCCGUGACCUCUCCGCCCAAAGGCAGGGACGCCUUCUCCGAUUCCCUCCCCUCCCUCACCUCCCUGGACACCUUCACCUUUGACCUCGGGCCCUCUCUCAUGAGCGAGGUUUUCAGCUUGAUCGACGGCAACCCGGAGGAGCGAGUCCCCGCGUGGGAGGGAGAGGAGGCGGAGUCUGCGUGCGGGCUGACCAGCGACGGGUCAGAGAAGGGCUCGGCCACCAUCUCGUACGUGGAUUCUUUGCUGAGGGAGGACUGCGGGGGUGGGAGGAGUCCAUUUUCAGCUGAUUGCGAAGAGGAGGAGACAGGUGCGAUGGAAGUCAACAGAGUCAGGCUCUCUAGCAAAGUACCCGAUGUGUUACUGGGGUCUCCUGAACGGGUAGGGAUGAGAAUGGAGAGUGAGAGGUUCCAGAGUGCAGCGGAUGUGCUUGCACGCCACUAUGGCGUCAGCCCCUCAAAGGGACAGAUCAGGAUGGAGGCCGGAGAUUCAGGACUGGCGUUCACCAGUCAGCCAAAGAAGAAAAUGUCCUACAACUUUAUGGACGAUGAGGACGAAAUCAAAGUCUGAUCGGAGCAGGUUGAAGAAAGGACGAGAAAUAAACAAGAAACAUACUUUUCAUGUAUCAUUCCUUUGUAAUUCCAAUCAAAUUAAUAUUUCCGCAGCUUACAAGGUUAGUUCUGUUGACAGGACGGCCAGCAUGAACCCAGUGUCCUUAAUACUGGACAACUCCCCCUCUGUGCAAUUGUGCUCCCGGGAUGAACAGUUUUGGACGCAAACCUGCUUCUGAAUGUGUCCACAGGGAGAGAAAGAACCGUCUGCCCAGCACGGCAUGGAUUUUAAAACUGAAAAACAAAGAGGACGUGUGAGAGAAAGUUCCAGAAGGUUAUCUGAAGGGAAAUGCCAACGUUUCUCAAUGUGGAAGCUCCAAAGUCUGUAACUCACUUCUUCCUUUACACGCUUCCUCUUAUGGGAAGAGCACAAAUUCUCAUAGCGAGUCUACAUCACUACAAAGAAAAAGUGGGCGCUUGAUGAAUGGAACCGUGUUUCCACAUUUUGGCAUCGCUGCAAUCUAUUGUCAAUGUUUGACUCAGGAAUAUUUGACACGGGGUUAGAAAAAGGAAGAAAAAGCUAAACAUGGGAGAUCAGGAAUCUAGAAAAGCAGGAAAACAUGGCAGUGAAUACACUACAUGAGGGAGUAUAAGAAGUGGUAUUUGCUAGAGGCAACUAAAGCCUGAAUCAUAUAAUUGUUCAUUUUAUGCUGCAGACUUAUUUAGUUCAAAUGUGCACCUUUUUUAUUAUGAACUCCAACUCCUGUAUUGCUUUAUAUGGAAGAAUUUAUAAGUCCUUUUAAAUAACUGUACAUGAAAAUAUUAACUGACCUCCCAUAAAUAUGUACUUACCAUAUGAACACCUGAAGUAAGUACCAGUGAUAUACAGUGAUGAUAUGAACUGACAAUAAAGAUGUUUUAAUUAGCUGUGUAUUCAUUGAAAUUGAAAAUAUUCCGUCCAAACUCCUCAGAGACAUUGAGGUGGUGAGUUUUACCCCAAAAAACCCAGAGACUUUAGAAGAAAAUUUCCUUCAAAAACUGAAAAUCAAACCAAAUUCUACUAUUCAAAGUGUUUUU